Molecule: messenger RNA, 679 nt
Organism: Stylophora pistillata
Lineage: Eukaryota; Metazoa; Cnidaria; Anthozoa; Scleractinia; Pocilloporidae
Source: RefSeq, a predicted model, not a curated record
GGUUCAAAUCAACACAGUAUACCCACUGAGGAGAUGAAUGUCUUUUUGGUCGGCAUUCUUUUUAUCACCUUGAAUGGAGUUCGAGUUUACUGCAUUACUGAGAGCUAUUCCUUUCUUGUUUCCGAAAAUGGAGCGACUUUUACCGAAGAUGUAGAAGUGGAUGUCGACAAUCAAACCGAAGUGAUCCGUGUUCCUCAACACAGCGACGCGGACGCAAUGGAAAUGAUGAAUGACUUUGGCGAGGGUUUGUCUGUUUACAGAGUACCAUCAGCACGUGCCUGCUAUGUAUCUAAACUGGAUUCAUCUCUUCCAGAGCCGGGGAAGAUGAGAGUCAACAUGGAACAGGUAGAGUCUACAGAUCAUAUAAAUCAGAGAUUCUAAUCUCUUGGUAGAGUGAGGAGUUAUCAAAUUCAAUUUCAAUGGUGUUUUAAUUUGUUGAAGCGGAUUUUACUUUUCAUCACGACUGUAGCUGUCGGUAAGUUAAAGAUUAAGUUUGGUUACACAUUAGUCACGCGCAAGAUCAAAAUGCCAUUAUAGUACCUCGUGGGUUGUUGCUUGAAAGAGAGUUAAUGGGAAAGAGUUAUCUGCGAAGGUAUGUCCCUGUCUGAGAAAGUGUUCCAGGAGCCAAAAGUGAUGGUCAACCGAUUUGGCUGAAACUUGAAUUGGCCCAAAAGUUGAG